Messenger RNA from Impatiens glandulifera, 1290 nucleotides. Its product is annotated as hyoscyamine 6-dioxygenase-like. The transcript is spliced from 5 exons. The coding region runs from base 1 to 1290 and encodes 429 amino acids. Lineage: Eukaryota; Viridiplantae; Streptophyta; Magnoliopsida; Ericales; Balsaminaceae. The record is from RefSeq and is a predicted model, not a curated record.
AUGACUGGUCUAGUUUCAAGCUGGUCUAAGGAUGUCCAAUCCUUGCCUGAGUCCUACAUAUUACCACAAGAUCAAAGACCUUCUGAGCUAGUAUCUGAAUACAUAAACAUUUUGGUGGAUCUCAACAACUGUGAUCAAUUUGAAACCAUACACGAGAUUCUUGAAGCAGGCAAGGACUUGGGCUUCUUUCAGGUGAUUAAUCAUGGGAUUUCGGAGAAUAUAGUUGAUGAGACAAGGGAAGUGGUUAAAGAGUUCUUUGUCAUGCCAAGUGAGGUCCAAAAAAGAUCAUUCAAGGUGGAUGUAACAAAAAGAUGUAGACUUUACACUAGCACUUUCAAUUAUGAUAAAGAGGAAGUCCAUUUAUGGAGAGAUAACUUGACUCACCCUUGCCAUCCUUUCCAUGAUUCUCUCCACCUCUUCCCACAACACCCUACAAGAUAUCGGGAAGUUGUUGGAAAGUAUUGUGGUCAAGUAAAGGAGUUGAGCACACGAAUUCUUGAGCUGAUCGGAUUAGGUUUGGAUCUAGAAGAAGGAUAUUUUGAGAAGGAGAAUCGGAGCGAUGUUCAUUUGUUCUCGGUUAAUCAUUACCCACGUUGUCCACAACCGAGUUUGACUCUUGGAAUGAAUAAACAUUGCGAUCCUAAUCUCAUAACCAUUCUAAACCAAGGGGAAGUAGCCGGUCUCCAAAUCUACAAGAAUGGGAAAUGGAUUUCCAUUCAAACUAUACCAAAUGCUUUUGUUGUCAUCCUUGGAUAUCAAAUGCGGAUCAUUAGCAAUGACAGACUCACAAGUGCGGAACAUCGAGUUGUGACAUGUUCUGAGGCCGAUCGAACCACCUUGGGAUAUUUUGUUGUUCCUUCAGACGAGUGUUUGAUAGAACCAGCAAAAGAAAUAGUGAAUCAUCAGCCAAUUUACAAAACUGGUCAAUACAAAGAUUUUCUCAACGUUUAUGGUCAGACAAAAGGUUCCCAUCUUCUCGAAAGAGAACUAUGUCGUGUGGAAGAAGAGAGUCAUGCUCAUUUAUCUGCCAUAGAUGAUGACAUGUGGCUUGUCAUCACCGAAGGCCCGAUAAAGAUUGAGAAAGACAGAUUUGAGUGGACUAGUAAAGAUAGUAGGAAGAACAACCUCGACAACCUGACCAUGAAUAUUAUGUACAAAACUAUGGAUGAUAACAUGUUUAACCACAUCAUAUCAUGCAACUCUGCCAAGGAGAUCUGGGAGAGGUUGACUCAACCUUAUAAAGGAAACGAGCAAACCAAAGAGAACAAACUCAUGGUUGCCACACAAUAG